This is a messenger RNA of Phlebotomus argentipes, 2512 nucleotides long. It is a transcript of the gene Rint1, whose product is annotated as RINT1-like protein. Gene Ontology annotation, biological process: retrograde vesicle-mediated transport, Golgi to endoplasmic reticulum; regulation of ER to Golgi vesicle-mediated transport; endoplasmic reticulum to Golgi vesicle-mediated transport. NCBI's taxonomy places the organism in Eukaryota, Metazoa, Arthropoda, Insecta, Diptera, Psychodidae. Gene Ontology annotation, cellular component: Dsl1/NZR complex. The record is from RefSeq and is a predicted model, not a curated record. The transcript is spliced from 6 exons. Bases 223 to 2379 code for a protein of 718 amino acids.
CUUUUUCUUGAAAAAUCUAUCAUUUGAGCCAAAAAUCUCCUUGGAUUUUUUCAAAAAGUCUCAACUUAAAAAAAUGCAAUUAUUCUGAAAAGGAAAUUGAUAGUUAAAUGACACCAUCGUUGAAUUCAAACACCAGAGCAGGAGUUGUCAAAAUGUUGGUGCUUUCAGUGCUCGCCUGUAAAAAUUGUUGUUUGCUCUGAAUUUCCCGUGCAAAUCCUAGAAAUGAAAACUCCCGAGGAGAGAAUAAUCGAGCGGAUCAAUCAAGAGAUUGGGAGUGACAUAAAAAAUCUGCACAAAUCGCGAAAUUUGGUGAAAGAAUACGAAAAGCAACUGCAAAUCAUCCGGUCGACGCUCUCCCUGGAGGAUGAUAUUCAGAAUUCAGUGAUAAAGACCGCCCUCGCAGAUGCUGGGAAUGCCUCUGAGAGGAUAGAGAGUCACAUAGCGAAAAUCGACUCCUUCGCUGAAGCUCUUGACGAGAAGAUUGACUUCCGGACGUCAAUCGUCGACGGUGCUGCUGACAAUUUGGAGAAGAUCAGUGAGCUCACGCAUCUUCUUGAGUACUUCAAGAUAGUGCGGGAUAUUCAGGAGAUCAGUCAUGAGUUGAAAUCUUGCGUGGGCGGACGAGAUGAGGCGAAGAUCGUGGGAUUCUACUUGGCCCUGUGCGGCGAGAGAGAGUCUUCAAACAGCAUCAUUGGACGACUUCAGAAUGUUGAGGCGCACCAUCUGAAGACCUUCGCCAAUCAGACGGCAAACUAUUGGCAUGACAUCCUCCUGGAGAAGUUCUCCAAGGACUUCGAGAGCCUCCUGAAGACGAUCCGGUGGCCUUAUCUGGGACAUGCUUCCGAGGUGCUCAAUCCCUCCAAGGAUUCCAUGAACAAACUUGCCAUUCUGGCUGAACAUCUGUUCCUGAUUAAGCCUCCUGGAGACCCAAAUUCUGAACAUGUGGUACUUUCUCCGGGAGUCACUUGUCCCCCAAUCAGUCAUCCUACGCAACUUCUCAUCAAGCCCUUCCGCCAGCGCUUUCAGUUUCACUUCUCGGGAAGCAAGCAAACGAAUCGACUGGACAAGCCGGAGUGGUAUUUCACGCAGAUCAUCAACUGGGCAAAAGACAAUCACAUCUUCGUAGGGGAGAACUUUCAAGUCUCCGCCUCGAGAGCUGGAUUGGCGGACUUCAAUGUUCGCCUGGAGUUUGUCAGAGGUCUUGUGCAACUCGCGAUGGAGAAGCUCUGCGAAGAGAUUGAGCUGAUAGCUCAAGAUGAACACUUAUUCGCCCAUCUCCUAGACGAAGUGCUGUCUUUUGAGCAAGAUCUCAAAGAUAGUCUCAACUAUCCCAACACCUUCCCAAGUGCAAUUUCUGUGCUCACUCAGGCACAGUAUCUGGUAAAAUGGCUGAACAUUGAGCGAGGAUUUACCACGAAUAAGAUGGAUACAAUUAUGACUGGUGAUUCUCCGUGGGAGUUCAUUGAACCAUCGAAUUUCGAAGAGCUGAAGAUUCCCAAGUGUGUCGAUCAGUUUUUACACCUGCUUGAUGCCAUUCGGGAGCGCUACAGAAGUCUGUCUCAGCCAGGACAUCAACUGCAAUUCCUCCAACUCCAGCUGGAGCUCAUAGACAACUUUCGUCGACGUCUCGUGCAGCUCUACAACACUAACAUCGGCUUCACAAAGGUCCUGAACGCUGUUAACUACCUCACAUCUGUCCUGCGCGAGUGGGGUGAGAAUGUUCACUAUCUUCACCUCCAUGCAGCCCUCGUCGGUCCAGAUGCAGAAGAGAUUAACUCGGUAUUUGAGAAGCCUGUGGAUGAGCUCGAACACUGGCAGAGGAAGUUAGUGAAAGAGUUGUCAGGCAGAGUAGUGGACGACAUUAAGGCGAAGUCCAUGUCCUAUCGCCACGAUUUGUGGGUCACAAUGCCAGAGCAGAACGCCAAGGAGCCUUUUAUUCUCAGCAUCACAGCCGGCGAGAUGUUCCAGAUAAUGAUGCAAUGCUUGCACAAUCUGGAGACGGAUCUCUCGGCGAAUGUCUUUGGCAUUGUGCUGAGACUCAUCGCACACCAGCUGGAUGACUUCUUUCUCGACAGCAUGAUCAUGAAUACCAAGUUCUCGACGGGCGGAGCGGCUCAAUUCCAAUUUGACAUGACACGCAAUCUAUUCCCGCUAUUCGGGCAAUACAUCAGAAAGCCAGAACUGCAAUUUAAGAGCGUUGCUGACUCGUGUAUUCUCCUGAAUUUGCCCAGAGGUUCUGCUAUUCUUCUGCACGAGACUCUGAGAGAUUCCAGCGAUUUGGAAAGUCACCGAAAGUCACUGAGGGAAGUGAAAGUGGGCAAUUUGAUGCCGCCAGUUGCACUGGACGUUCUUGAGCGCAGGACAGAUAUUUGCUUCUGAAGCCUUUUCCUGGUAAUUGGUGGCGAUUUCAAAGCUUUCAUAUCUUCGAGAAUCUCAUCAAGCGGACGUCCUUUGGUCUCAGGGAUCAGAAUAUACACGAAUAUCACGAAGAAGAGUGUAAAGACGGCGAAUC